Messenger RNA from Ylistrum balloti, 953 nucleotides. RefSeq names its product sialoadhesin-like. The transcript has 4 exons. The annotation marks the transcript as partial. NCBI's taxonomy places the organism in Eukaryota, Metazoa, Mollusca, Bivalvia, Pectinida, Pectinidae. The record is from RefSeq and is a predicted model, not a curated record. Gene Ontology annotation, cellular component: cell-cell junction. Gene Ontology annotation, biological process: cell-cell adhesion. Gene Ontology annotation, molecular function: cell adhesion molecule binding.
AUAUAAGUCUUUACGUACCAGGAAUAUGUUUCUGUCCUUUGUUUUUCAUUGUUUGACAUUGGUCAGUUUCGCCUCUGCACGUUUAAGAGUGACAGUGAGUAAACGCUAUUGUGGCGUUCAGGCUGGAAAUGACGUCACACUUCAAUGUUCAAUCGACUCGAACGAAGGUACCUAUUCUGUGUUCUGGAGAAAAUCACAGCAUGGUAAAAUAUACAGCAGUACUGACAGCAGAAUUAACGAUAAAUAUUCCGGAUCAUCCCCAACAAAUCCAUCAUUGACCAUACACGACUCAAACGAAGCAGACUCUGGUGAUUAUCGGUGUGUAGGCACAACAGAUAGGGGAAAUCGGCGCAGUGACUGGAUACGUCUCUAUGUUACAGACGUGAGGGUGCCAAAGACUACAUACUCUGUUUUAGCGGGACGUACCAUCACACUUGAAUGUUCGAUUUUGCCACCAAAAUACCUAUCUAACGUACACUGGACCAAAGAGGGGGGACAAGCUCAGGUGUUCAGCUCUGUCAGUCCGCGGAAUACAAAAUAUUCUGGAUCUUCCUACAGAAUGCCUUCAUUGACCAUACGUGAUACAAAUGUAAAGGACACUGGUACCUAUACAUGUAGAGGGCUGAAAUCAACAGGUAAAACCUACUCCAGGUCACCUCUAAACUUAACUGGUUCUCCAAUCACCUUAACAGUGUAUAACCCAUUUGCCGUCACAAUCAAACCAAGCAAAGAAAAUAUUUCGAAACAGAUAGGAGAUUUUCUCCCAGAAAGAACAUGUGUAUCAGAUGACUGUCGAGGUAAAUGUGAAGUUGUGUGGACUUUACCUAAUGGCAGAAAGAAGAAAGACAAUAUCUUCAACAAAAAUAUCUCAAAGGACGACACUGGGAAAUACACAUGCACAAUCAGCAAUGAGGCACAGAGUGAAUCGAUAUCCUUCUACGUCACCGUGAACU